This is a messenger RNA of Triplophysa rosa, 7391 nucleotides long. It is a transcript of the gene dgkza, whose product is annotated as diacylglycerol kinase, zeta a. Gene Ontology annotation, cellular component: nucleus. The transcript has 37 exons. The record is from RefSeq and is a predicted model, not a curated record. The coding region runs from base 195 to 4073 and encodes 1292 amino acids. NCBI's taxonomy places the organism in Eukaryota, Metazoa, Chordata, Actinopteri, Cypriniformes, Nemacheilidae. Gene Ontology annotation, biological process: diacylglycerol metabolic process; lipid phosphorylation; regulation of synaptic transmission, glutamatergic. Gene Ontology annotation, molecular function: ATP-dependent diacylglycerol kinase activity; protein binding.
CUCUCUCGUCUUUAUCCCUCUCUCUCUCUCUCUCUCUCUCUCUCUCUCUCUUUCUCUCUCUCUCUCUCUCUCUCUCACCAACUAAAAGUUAUCUGUGAAGGAAAAGAGAAGACGUCUGGAUGAUUUUUACUCCAUCAGCAUCCUCUGGGCAAGACUUCAGUUGGGCCGUAUAGCAUCUUUCCUCCCUAAAUCCAAUGGAUACAUUUUUCGGUCUGCGUUUCCGGCGGAAAGCCCGUGAUCCGAGCAGACGCAGGCGUUCCAGCGUGUCAAUUCCUGCGAGUAAGGCACGCCGUUGCUCCAGUGUGGGCCUCCCCUCAGCUGGCCUAGCUCAGAGGCGCAGGUCCAGCGCUCAGCUCCAGAUCAGCGACGUGCAGGCAGAGGCCUUGCAGCACAGAAGAGGGCAUUAUGCCAGGAGAAGAUCCAGUGGUGCGACAGCUUGUCUGACCCCUCGGUUUUCUAUCCGACGAAGACAGGCUGCCAAACACCGCAGUAUUCAUGCCCAGCUUCUGGGGCCGUCUCUGCUCCUUGCCAGUGUGGUGCAGAUGAGCGAUAAAAGUCAAGAUCAUGAAACGGACGAUAAGAGCGUAGAAGAAUAUUUCUCUGAUAGCGACUGCAGUCAGGAGGAACAAGAGCAGGAGGGGGUGGACUUAGAGGCAGAGUCUGAAAAGUGUCGGACGUGGUUGGCUCAGGGUUUGGUGACAGGGGAAAGCAUUCAGCCCCGGCCUCUUAUCCGUGCACCACGUUGCCUGCGGCGAAACUCCUCUCACCUGUUGCCGGCUGAGGCAGUUUAUCGAAGCCCGGCUUUUUAUGGGGUGUACGGGCGUUACCGUAGGACCAGCCAGGCAGGCGGAUUGUGGACAGGCAGGCGAAAUUCUGCUACAGCUCGAGGAUCAGUUGCACUGUACAGGAAGACGUCCACUUUCUGGCCAGAUUUCACGCUUUCACAUACACUGCAGGGAACUUACUACAACCCUCAGACUGACACAUGGAGUGGGUUCCUCUCGAAAGCCAUCGCCAAGUCAGGCCUACAGCACCUCUCAUCCCAGCCCAGUGCUUCAGUCCUACCCAAAGGGGAUACAGAGAGAGAAAUACGCAGUACAGUGGACUGGAGUGAAUCGUCUCUGUACGGAGAGCACAUCUGGUUCGAGACUAACGUCUCUGGAGACUUCUGUUACGUCGGAGAACAGCACUGUUACGCCAAAUCACUGCAAAAGUCUGUUGCUCGGAAAAAAUGUGCUGCUUGCAAGAUUGUCGUUCACUCCAUCUGCAUUGAACAGCUGGAGAAGUUAUUGGACUGGAAUGCUCCGCCUCAAGGGGAGGGGCUUGAUGAGGUGCCCCUCAAAGACCCAUCAUUCAGAAUAAACUUCAGAUGUAAACCAUCUUUCAGGGAGUCAGGAUCACGAAACAUUCGAGAAUUCACCUGGCGCCGUAGAGCUUUCAAAGGUCACCGUGCUCUGGAGCGAAUGAGAGGUGCUGCAGCUAAAUACAGUGCAUGCACCUCUCUUACACAGCCUGCAGUAGUGCGACACCAUUGGGUCCAUCGGAGAAGACAGGAGGGCAAAUGCAAACAGUGUGGAAAGGGGUUUCAGCAGAAGUUUGCCUUUCACAGUAAAGAGAUUGUAGCCAUUAGCUGCUCCUGGUGCAAACAAGCAUAUCAUAAUAAGGUGACAUGCUUCAUGCUGCAGCAGAUAGAAGAGCCGUGUUCAUUAGGAGCACAUGCCGCCGCUAUAGUACCUCCUACCUGGAUCAUACGGGUUCGCAGACCUCAGUCAUCACUAAAAUCAAGCAAAAAGAAGAAACGGACAUCUUUCAAGCGCAAAUCAAGCAAGAAGGGAGUGGAGCAGGAGGCUCGAUGGAAGCCCUUCAUAGUGAGACCUAUUCCCUCUCAACUCAUGAAGCCACUGCUGGUGUUUGUAAACCCAAAGAGUGGAGGAAACCAGGGAGCUAAAAUCAUUCAGUCCUUUAUGUGGUAUCUGAAUCCUCGGCAGGUCUUUGAUCUCAGUCAGGGGGGUCCUCAGGAGGGGUUGGAGAUGUAUCGCAAAGUUCACAACUUGCGAAUCCUGGCCUGUGGUGGAGAUGGCACAGUGGGCUGGAUCUUGUCCACUCUUGAUCAGCUCCAGCUUAACCCUUCGCCUGCAGUUGCAGUGCUCCCUCUGGGCACAGGAAAUGACCUCGCUAGAACGCUAAACUGGGGUGGGGGUUACACAGAUGAACCUUUAAGUAAAAUUCUGUCUCACGUUGAGGAUGGGAACAUUGUCCAGCUAGAUCGAUGGAAUCUGGUUGUGAAGCCCAACCCGGACGCAGGACCAGAAGAAAGAGAUGAGCAGGUGACGGACAAGCUCCCCCUAGACGUCUUCAAUAAUUAUUUCAGCCUUGGUUUUGAUGCUCAUGUGACCUUAGAGUUCCACGAGUCUCGAGAGGCCAACCCUGAGAAAUUUAACAGUCGAUUCAGAAACAAAAUGUUCUAUGCAGGAACAGCGUUUUCUGAUUUCUUGAUGGGCAGUUCAAAAGACCUGGCUAAACACAUAAAAGUGGUGUGUGACGGGACAGAUUUGACCUCUAAAGUCCAGGAUUUGAAGCUGCAGUGCCUGGUCUUCCUUAAUAUCCCCAGGUAUUGUGCGGGCACUAUGCCGUGGGGAAAUCCGAGCGAGCAUCAUGAUUUUGAGCCUCAGCGCCACGACGAUGGCUGCAUUGAGGUCAUUGGAUUCACGAUGACAUCACUGGCCACUCUGCAGGUCGGAGGUCACGGUGAGAGGUUAAAUCAGUGUCGUGAGGUCACUCUCACCACCUUCAAGUCGAUCCCCAUGCAGGUGGACGGCGAGCCUUGUAAGCUAGCACCGUCUGUAAUUCACAUCUCCCUUCGAAACCAGGCCAACAUGGUGCAGAAAACCAAAAGACGCACAUCUAUACCACUGCUCAAUGAUCAGCAGCCAUUUCCAGAAAGGUUACGGAUCAGAGUGAGUCGCAUCAGCAUGCAUGAUUACGAAGCUUUGCAUUAUGACAAAGAGAAACUCAAAGAAGCUUCAAUCCCACUUGGUCUCAUCGUUGUCCCAGGAGACAGUGAUCUGGAAACCUGCCGCGCUCACAUCGAGAGACUACAGGAGGACUUUGUGUCGUGCCACCCGUCUCUGCAGCGACUGGUGCUCCAGGAAGGUGACGGGACCAAAUCAAAGGCUUUGUCAUCUCAGAGGCUGUCACCCAAAUGGUGCUUUCUCGAUUCUACAACAGCAGAUAGAUUCUACAGGAUCGAUCGAGCUCAAGAGCAUCUUAACUACGUAACGGAGAUUUCUCAGGAUGAGUUAUUCGUUUUGGACCCGGAGCUUGUCGUCACAGAGACGGUCAGCACGUCACCAGGCAUGCCAGACCUGGUGGACUCUGAAGAAAUGCCAUCCGGUCCACACAAAUUCGCCUUUCCGUCAUCGUCCUCUUCUCCACCAAACUCACCUGGACCAAGGGUUGCAGAGCUCCAGAGGAAGCGUGUUUCUAGUGACAGCUCUGUGGCAGAAGCGCUUGCACACAGUGACUCACUCACAUCAGCCAAACCGGCUCUCAGCAGGGCGCUGGGUGUUCAUCGCUCAAAUACAACAGCAGCAGAUUUCAAACCGUCCGGCAGGUUUGAGAAGAGCGCCCUGAGCAAUACGAACUCUGUAUCUACAGACAGUCUAAUCGAAUGUGUGAGGAAGAAAGAACAUCAGAAGUUGAAGGAGCUGCAUAAGAAGGGGGCAGACCUGUGCGUGCAGGACCCUAUGGGGCGGACCCUACUGCACUAUGCUGUGGAAGUGGGCAGCAAAGAGAUUGUCAAAUACAUCAUUGAUAAUGCACCUGCGGAUAUCCUGGAUGUAACAGAAAGAGAAAACGGAGAGACGGUGUUGCACAAAGCGGCCUCGUUGUGUCAUAGGACAAUCUGUCAUUACCUAGUGGAGGCGGGGGCGUCUCUCAUGAAGACAGACUUACAGGGCGAUACUCCAAAGCAUCGCGCCGAGAAGGCGAAGGACGCAGAACUCGCCGCGUAUCUGGAGAACCGUCAGCACUACCAAAUGAUCCAGCGUGAGGACCAGGAGACUGCAGUUUGACCUUUAACCUCUCACCCCUCUCAGCUGGUUUCCUUUCCUUGUGCCAAAACAACAGUAACCAAAAAAUGUAUUACUACACCCUUAGCAGGUUCUCCAGACUGCAAAGAAGGGUGAUCCAUUCCUAGAGGGGGGAGAUGGACGUACAGCUGUCUCCGAAGAGGUCCCUAGCUUUUAUCAUCAUUCUCUGAAUGGCAUUCUGGACUUGUGUCUUUUAUUUCAUUGCACUGCCAAACCAUCUUAGUUUGUAUGUAUGUGACAGAAUGCAUUUCCUUCAGUGAAAAUGCACUCAUGAAGUUUAUUGCUUUUUAGUUUGACAUUGCUGAAUGUUAGAUGAAUAGGAAUCAAAUGUUGGGCUGAAGGAUGAGUGAUGGCCUGUGGGUUAAGCUGUUGCUUUGACCCAUGCUACAUGUUUAAUAUUGCUGUGCUCAUUCCGGGUAGUGGUCCAGCAGAUCACUGUAGAUCACCUGCUUGGUGUGUAACCUGAAACAUUUCAAUUCAGUGGCUAAUUUUCUAAUAAGAACGUGGCCGUUAAAUAAUAUGGUGUUGUUUAGAAUGUAACUCUAGAUUUUCCCUGCACUAAAAUGUUCAGGAUGGUUCAAGGAAAGAAAGAGUGGGGUCUGAGAAAUAUCAAAACUAUUUACAAUAGAUAAUUGUCAGGUGUGUUGUCGAAAGGAUUUUGCAUUUUCCUAGAUUUCUGUGCUGUUUCAAAUAAGAACAUCCGGUACUGUAAACGUAUGUGAGUAGCUUUCUGUUCAAGAGGCAUUUGCACUGUAGCUUUGAUUGCCUUCUUUACUCUUACUUUAGAUUUUGUAAUUGAUGUACUAAAGUAUAGCUUCUUUCCUACUAUAUUUUUAAGCAAAUCGAUGUUUAUAUGAUUUGUAGCUAUAACAGAUGUGCUGUCAUUGUAUUAUAAGAGUGUAAAUUAGAUUUUUGUUUAUUGGAGUUGAAAACCGAUUUCUGUCUCCUGUAUUUGAUUCAGCUUGUGUUUCUCAAGUCUUUGUGAUAAACACAAACACACUCCUUAAUUUUUAUUUGCUCAUGUCUUAAUGCAGAAGUAUUUAGAAACUAUUUAUUUUUCAAAAUAGUUAUCUAUUGAAAUAAUUUGGCCUUAAAAUAUGUGUUUAAUUAUUGAUAUGAUUUAAUUUAUAACAUAUUUCAAUUAUUUGCAUGACAGAAUGAAACUUGCUGCUUCAUUAUGGAUGUGACUCAUUGAUUUCAAAGUUCUUUACAAUAAAUGUCCUUAUUUGGACACAUUUAAUACAUUGUAUAAAGUUGAACGCAUUUGCUGAUGUCUUUACCGGUGUUCAUUGGCUGUAUACUUUCAGAAAUACAUUUUCAUAACUCUCAGUUUGUUAUAAUCAUUUUUGGCAGGACAAUUUAAGUGUUCAAACAUCCAUCCAUCUAUACAUCAAGCCAUCCAACCCCACCCUGACAGCUACAUGACAGGACCCCUGAUGAAUGACACCAUAAUGCCACGAAUGCUGAACUCCCACAACUCCUACAAUAAAAAUUACUUUAAUGAUUGAUAUUUGAAAUUCUGUAAGGUUUAUUUCAUUGUGUGUUUUUCCUUUAGAAAGGAUUUUUUUUAUCUACAGGUUUGUUUACCUGUUAAGGAUAUUUAAUGACUUUAUAAAGGCUGAUUGUGAUCUGUGUAGAGUUGCAUAAAUAACAGCUCUUCGAAGAUUGGUGUUUCUAAAUCAUGACUGUAGUUGAAGUGGUCUUCAAGCCAGAAGCACUUUCUACACCAGCAAGUCAACUUUAUUUCUGUACCCAGGACUUUAAUUUAGCUAUUUGAGAUUAACAGCCUCUCAGUUUUACACCGUGAUUGGAGGGAUUAAAAGACGAUUUUGUAAAUUUCUAGGCUUUCCAUUGCUACACAAUUAUCAUUAUCCUAAAACUAGAGUUUCUCAGAAUAAUAUACAGGACAGAUGCAGCUUAUAUUUGCAGAUGACAGAUGUGCCAAAUAUUUGAAUUCAUCUCCAAAAUGUUUACGGGAGCUUUUUUCCUGUUUUCUGUGAAAUGUUGUUUUCAGAGGCAUCUUAAAAAACUGAUGAAAUAAUAAAAUUGCUACAGCAUUAUUGCAUUUAAAUGGAUGGAUAUAAAGCUUCAAUGUCUGGUACAACUCCGAGGUAUUUCAAUUUUUAUGUAGUUGAAUCAUCCCUGGGAUGUAUUAUUUACAUUUUCUUUAGACUGUGUUUUGUUUAUAUGUUCAUUAAUCAAUUAAUAACUUAAGUGCUCAUUUUAAAUUGGUGUAUGCAUGACUAGUUGAGUUACAAAUCUGUUGUUGACUGACAUGGCAAUGUUUUACUGCAUGAAAUCACACAGUUCACAGCUAUCACCUUAUUCUUUAUGAGAGAACUGCUAUAGACUUGCAUUUAGCUUCAUUUUAAUACCAUUGUAGGGGAAAUGUGGUCCUUUUCUAGAAGCCUCUGCAUAAAUCUGCUGUUGCUGUGUUUUUGAGACUUAAUAAUACAGUAUUUUGUCCAGCUAGUCUGUGGCAAGUUUAGAGGAGGUUUAAGUGGUGCUGACUGAAUUAGGUUUCACUUGAAACCGCUCUACUGUUAUGUAUUUUUCUUUUAUCCAACCAACAGUUUAUGAUAAUGAUUCUGUACAGCGCUUUAUUAUUAAAAAAGUUAAAGAUACACAUGUAGAGUAAAUAGGGCUAGACUUUACCUUAUUUAAGGCAAGGGGUUUUAAAUGGUCAGCAAGCAAUAGUUUCACAAUUAUAACUGCAUUUUUCCAUAACCCCAUUUUCCUUCAUGUUGUGGAUUUAGUACACAAACAUAUUCCAUAAUCACUACUAUACAUGUCAACAUUUGUCCAUUUUGUGCUGCAAUAUUUAAGAGAUAACAUUUUCUAGUAGUAAUCUAAAUUUUUGAGAUCUCUAUACCUUUGAAGGGCAAUGCAAUGUAAUAUGUAUUUUGAAUAUAUGAAUGUGUGUGCUGCUGUGCAUUUUCUCAGUUAAUUAAACUCUUAAGCCUUUAGCUAUGAUUGAAAUGAAUAAAUGAAGGAUGGCGAGAAGUAACUGCCUCUUUCAUGGUCUUAUACAGGGAAAGGAAUUUGACAUUGACACUAAUUUGUGUAGAUGUUUUUGCUUUUGCAGACUAGAUUUUUUACUUUUUGAUAAGGAGAUAGCAGAAGGUUUUAGUGCAAUAAACAAAAAAUAUUUAUUUAAAAAACGUCAGUGAAUCUUGAUUUGUAACUGCAAAGCCCAUGAACAGAGAUGGGCAUACACGUCUGUUAUAAAUGUCUUUCUGUUAGAUUUAUGCACUUAUUCUGUCAUUGUCUGAUUACCAUAAUAAAGCAUAUUGAAUAUUU